Cordyceps militaris CM01 is the source of this 2394-nucleotide messenger RNA. Its product is annotated as CCCH zinc finger and SMR domain containing protein. Gene Ontology annotation, biological process: negative regulation of DNA-templated transcription. The record is from RefSeq and is a predicted model, not a curated record. The transcript is spliced from 4 exons. Gene Ontology annotation, cellular component: nucleus. Lineage: Eukaryota; Fungi; Ascomycota; Sordariomycetes; Hypocreales; Cordycipitaceae. Gene Ontology annotation, molecular function: RNA binding. Bases 1 to 2394 code for a protein of 797 amino acids.
AUGUACCUAGGCACUUGGCACCUUAUUAGCCCGCUGUAUUCGCAUUACUUUGCUAAUACCUUAGUAGCUGACCUGCUCAAACAUAGCUUCGUUGUUGUCUUUGCUCCCAGAUCCAACCCGGCCGCAAUUCGCAGCGACUUGUUCUUGACUCUUACGCUCGAUCCCCGCUUCUCAACAUCCACCAUACAUCCCCACGCCGGUCGCGUUCGAGAUAUACCCAUUUGCGCAGCUCGCUUUGAGCCGCCACCACCACAUACCAUCGUCAUGGUUUCCGACGAGCACUAUGAACUCUGCUUGCCCAUCCUGCAGGAUGCUGCCCUCGAAGAUGAAGACAAGACGGACAAGCUCGAGGAACUGCUGAAGAAGGAGACCAACCUGACGGGUUCCUCACUCGACAACGUCGUCCUCGACGCCCUUUGGCGAUUUCGCGAUGGAGCUGCCGUCUCGGCUUCACCACCACCCAUCCGACACUCCAUCCUCAGACGACCCUCUCCUGCAUCAUGGCGAAACACAUCCACUCCCGUCGCGGGCUCUCCACGCCUUGGUGUUAGUCCCCUUGCGCCGCCUGGCUUCAUACCGUCCACAUAUCGAUCCAUAUCGUCCACCGCAUCGCCUUUUUCAUCUCCUCGAGCCUCGCCUCGCUUGGCCUUUGCAACUCCCGCGAUCCCCCAUAGCCCCAGCCUCAACGCCUACGAAUUUGCCAGCGACCCCACUCCUGCUACAGAAAUCCUCGGAGACUAUCAGACCGAAAACGUGGAAUGGCUGGUCAACGAUGACGCUGCAAGCGUCUCAUCUGCCGGAACCUCGAGUGGUCUCAAUGCUGCUGCCCCCGAGUUCGCAUCGUCCAUGUCUGCACAGCAGCUUGACAUGUCACCUUAUGACAUGCUCCGCUCUAUCCUUGGUCACUCCCAAACCGACGACGAGAUCGAAAAUGCCUUAGCAUCUCACGGCUACGACUUGAGCGCCACGAUUGCCUCCAUUAUGGAAAGCCAAGCAGCCGACGGCAACAGUACUACCGACGACUCCAGAAAUGUCCUCAUUGGGAAAUCCAUAGUAGUAGACAGCCGCCCGGCUACGCCCACUUCAGCCCAAAAGGCUGGUGUCAUUUGCAAGUUCUACAUGUCGACUGUCACGAGCUCUCUAACCAUCUAUGCAACCGGCGAAACCUGCAUCUUCUCGCACGAUCCCGCCAAGCUAGCAAGUAGACUUACAUUGGACGGCGCGAGCACUCCUCCUUCCCGGGGACAGUCAGCUUUGCAGCUACAAGAUCUGAACUCGUUUCCUUCUCUAAGCUCUGGUGCUUCAGAUGGAUAUCACAGCGGAACUGCCACACCCCCACCUGGAUUCCGGCCUUACCACGGCGCAGAUAGCCCUCGUUCGCGAUCUCGUCCUAGUAGUCGCCACCAUGCAAGAGAGCUGCCCAUGGUCGCCCCCGCCCUGGAUGACAACGAUGCUUUUCCAACAUUGGGGUCAGCUUCGAUUAAGCAGGGCAAGAAGCAUCACGGCAAGAGAGGCGGCCAUGGCCAUGCAAAUAAAGAAAGUGCUCUUCCCAGCUCGCUGGCUGACAUUGUCAAGACGGCGCCUUCACCUGUCCCUGGGAGCUCACCUCGUCUGGAAUCUAGAAAGCUCAAUGGAGGCGCUGCCUUGUUUAAGAAUGGAGAAAAUAGCGCGGCAGCCCUCGCGAUUAAUAGCCCUAAGCUUAUUCCUUGGCUGGAGACUGGCGAUCGCGCCAACAAAGCAUACCUGAAGGCUCGCCAGGAAGCCAUUAAGCACGGUGGACUACGAAACAAAUUUCUUCAGAGGUUGGUCAUUCAGCUGGCACGUUGUGGCAUUGAUACUAAUAGUCAUUUCAGCGCGGCGCAAGCCUGGAAUCGCAAUGAUGCUCGAGCAGCCAAGGCUCUCAGUUUGCGUGGCCAGAGCGAAAAUGACCUGAUGCGGCAAGCCCAUCGCGAGGCUGCUCGCGAACUUUAUGAAGAACGCAACAAGCCCGUUUCCGACAUGGCGGAGAUAUAUGUUGACCUCCACGGCCUGCAUCCUGAUGAAGCGGUGGAAUACCUGGAAAAGAUCCUCUUGGAUAACUCCAAAGAAACACGGCCAGUCUAUGCCAUUACAGGCACCGGAAACCACAGCAAAAACGGAAAGGACAAGGUUGGCAAGUCUAUCCGCAAUUUCCUUAACGAAUGGAGAUAUGCCUACCGUGAGUUUUCUGUUCCAGGUGACAGGAAUAACAUGGGAGGCAUUCUGGGCAUAGACGCAAGAAGCUGGGAUAAAUCAUUAGCUAGACAAGAGGACAAGUCGGUAGAUAUUCUCAGCCAAGGUGUGGAGAUAGGCGACGGCAAAGUUAGACUCUUGGUUCGAGACGGCCCAAAGACGGCCGCCAGCACGAGACGAUGA